This is a messenger RNA of Ananas comosus (pineapple), 1556 nucleotides long. Its product is annotated as mRNA-decapping enzyme-like protein. Gene Ontology annotation, biological process: deadenylation-dependent decapping of nuclear-transcribed mRNA; deadenylation-independent decapping of nuclear-transcribed mRNA; positive regulation of catalytic activity. The record is from RefSeq and is a predicted model, not a curated record. The transcript has 8 exons. Gene Ontology annotation, cellular component: P-body. Lineage: Eukaryota; Viridiplantae; Streptophyta; Magnoliopsida; Poales; Bromeliaceae. Bases 158 to 1300 code for a protein of 380 amino acids. Gene Ontology annotation, molecular function: enzyme activator activity; mRNA binding.
UUCCAUUUCUCCGUCAUAAAUCUCUCCGUCUCUCUCUCUCCGUCUCUUUCUCUCUCUCUCUUCGUCCUCUUCCUCCUCGUCCUCCUCGCGCGGUCGAUGAGUUGAUCCUACGUCGCAUUUCCCGAUCUAGGGUUAGGGUUAGGGUUUUGGUAUCGGAAUGUCGCAGAACGGGAAGCUGCUGCCGAACCUGGACCAGCAUAGCACGAAGGCGCUCAACCUCACAGUGCUCCAGCGGAUCGAUCCCUUCGUCGAGGAAAUCCUCAUCACCGCCGCCCACGUCACCUUCUACGAGUUCAACAUCGAUCUCAACCAAUGGAGUCGCAAGGAUGUCGAGGGAUCGCUCUUUGUAGUGAAGAGGAAUACACAGCCCAGAUUUCAGUUCAUUGUCAUGAAUAGACGCAAUACAGAUAAUUUGGUUGAGGAUCUCUUGGGAGAUUUUGAGUAUGAAGUCCAGGUACCAUAUUUAUUGUACCGAAAUGCAGCACAAGAAGUUAAUGGAAUAUGGUUUUACAACUCUCAAGACUGUGAAGCGGUUGCAAAUCUUUUUAGCAGGAUACUUAAUGCUUACUCGAAGGUCCCUCCAAAGCCCAAAGUAUCCUCAACAAAAAGUGAAUUUGAGGAACUAGAAGCAGUGCCUAGUUUAUCCGUAAUCGAAGGCCCUCUUGAACCACCAACAUCAUCUGCUGCUACACCUGCUUCGGAUGUUCCAGACGAUUCUUUUUUGAACUUUUUCAGUCAAGCAAUAAGUAUGGGUAGCAAUGCAUCAAAUGCAUCCAUCGCAGCUCAACCACGGCAACCUUCUCCAAGUAUUCCUUUGACCUCCCAUGCACCAUCCGUCACACCAUCGCCACUUCCACCAUUUCAACCCUCUGCUUCUCCAGCGCCAUCUACUCCUCCCGUGGCACUUCUCGAAACUAAUGAAUCCAGCACUGCCAUCAAUAACCGUGCAGCAAAUCUAGUAAAACCCUCAUUUUUCUCGCCCACCCCAUCAUUAUCAUCAUCAGUGCCAUCAUCACCACCGCAGUUAGUGAUGCCACCAAUCUCAGCUUCCGCUGUCUCAGCUUCCGUGCCAACCGCACCUCCACUUCAUCCGCCUGUGACCAUGCAGCGGCCAUAUGGUGCUCCAUUACUUCAACCCUUUCCUCCACCCACUCCACCUCCUUCGCUCACCCCGGCUGCUACAACUUAUGGUCCGGUUAUUACAAGAGAUAAAGUUCGUGAGGCAUUAGCGAAGCUCGUACAGGAUGAUCAUUUCAUUGAUAUAGUAUAUCGGGAGAUUUUGGAUGCUCAUCAAUCGUAAUUAAGACAGGAACGGAUCCCUUGCAUCAGUCCAUGUUGGCUUCUCAUUUCCUGUGUGUAGUAUGGAAUAUUCUAUUUCAAUAUUAAGAACCUUGUCUCGUACAUAUAUUUUUCGUGUGUGUAAAUGAGAAGAGUGACCGUUUGAUUUGGUUUGAGUUUUAUUUGGGACUGCGUAAAACACCUGUGUUAUUGUUAGCUUGAGAGAUUAAUGAACAGAUGCUUUUCCCAGAGUUGCUCUGGUUUUCCUAGUGUUUGAA